CGUUGCAUUCACAUCCGAGGAGUGGGCCGACACACUUCAACUAUGCCCGUUUAAUUUCUGUCUUAUCAAUAAAACUGGACAGAUGCAUGGUUCAGGCCGGUGAAUAUAACGCAUUUAGAUUAGAUAUUCACUUGAUUGUUUUUCUAGUUUGUUGGAAUUAUUAUUCGAAUGUAGUUUUCGAUGGUUUGCUGCGGAUGUGGACGAUUGGCGAGUUGUAUGAAGUUUCGGGAUAAAGGAACGACUGCGUUUUAAAUUCGCCUGACUUAUUUAUUUUUCAGGACCCUUUUUGUACUUUAAUCGACUGCAAAAUUUGCAAGGAUGAGCGCUGGAAUUGCAAAGGCGGCGAAGCCAUCGACUCACGUCGACCCCAAAUCGGCGCCGCUGAAAGAGAUCCCUGAUAUUUUAGUGGAUCCCAGAACCAUGAAGCGAUACAUGCGAGGUCGCUUUCUCGGGAAAGGAGGGUUUGCUAAAUGCUACGAAAUUACAGAUAUGGACACAAAGGAAGUUUUCGCUGGGAAAGUUGUGCCGAAAUCGAUGCUACUGAAGCCACACCAGAAGGAGAAAAUGAGCACGGAAAUCGCCAUUCACAAAAGUCUCGAUAACCCGCAUGUAGUUGGGUUUCACGGGUUUUUCGAAGACGACGACUUCGUGUAUGUGGUAUUGGAGAUUUGUCGGAGAAGGUCUCUCCUUGAGUUGCACAAGCGAAGAAAGGCUGUGACGGAGCCUGAGGCCAGAUACUUUAUGCGCCAGACGGUCCAAGGUUGCCAGUACUUGCACAACAACAGGGUCAUUCACCGUGAUCUCAAACUUGGCAAUCUGUUCCUCAAUGAUGACAUGGAUGUGAAGAUUGGUGACUUUGGUUUGGCCACUAAGAUUGAGUUUGAUGGCGAGAGAAAGAAAACCCUAUGUGGCACUCCAAACUACAUCGCCCCAGAGGUGCUCUGCAAGAAGGGCCAUAGUUUUGAGGUGGAUGUAUGGUCACUGGGAUGCAUUCUAUAUACAUUACUGGUUGGAAAACCUCCAUUUGAGACAUCCUGUCUGAAGGAGACUUACAUCAAAAUCAAGAAGAAUGACUACGCAAUCCCUAGGCAUAUUAAUCCAGUUGCUGCUGCUCUGAUUCGGCGAAUGCUGCACGCUGACCCCACACUUAGACCUUCUGUGGCCGAGCUGUUGACGGAUGAGUUUUUCACUUCUGGAUACGCUCCAAUACGAUUGCCCACUUCCUGUCUCACUGUACCUCCCAGGUUCUCCAUUGCCCCCACCAGCCUGGAUCCUGCCCUUCUUCGCAAACCCCUCUCAUCACUGAAUAAAGGAACAGACAGUCCUAUUGAGAAAAUGGGGAAAAUGGAGCAGCCACAAAGUGAAGAUAUGCAGCAAAGGGAUGGAUCUGAACAGCCUGACUGCCACCUGAGUGAUAUUCUGCAGCAACUGACUAGCCUCAAUGCUGCCAGGCCAUCUGAGAAAGACUUUAUUAGACAAGAGGAAGCGGAGGACCCUGCUUGUAUUCCUAUCUUCUGGAUUAGCAAAUGGGUUGACUACUCUGACAAAUAUGGCCUUGGUUAUCAGCUGUGUGAUAACAGUGUAGGAGUUCUGUUCAACGAUUCCACACGUUUGAUCAUGUACACUGAUGGUGACAGUCUGCAGUACAUUGACCGUAACUCGGCAGAAUCCUACCUCAGCGUGCGCUCAUACCCCUCUGCUCUCUCCAAAAAGAUUACACUCCUCAAAUAUUUCAGGAAUUACAUGAGUGAGCACUUGCUGAAGGCUGGGGCAAACAUAACACCCCGGGAUGGAGAUGAGCUGACCCGGUUGCCAUACCUGCGUCACUGGUUUCGCACAAAGAGCGCCAUCGUGCUACAUCUCAGCAACGGAACUGUACAGAUAAACUUCUUCCAGGAUCACACCAAGCUUAUUUUGUGUCCUCUGAUGGGAGCAAUAACGUACAUCAACGAGAAGCGAGAGUUCUGUACCUAUAAAAUCACCCUGAUCGAGGAGUUUGGCUGCUGCAAAGAGCUGGCCAGCCGUUUGCGCUACGCUCGUAAUAUGGUGGAGAAGCUCAUGGCCUGCAAAAGCACUGCUACAGCCACUACAUCCACACGCUAACCCAAAUCACAUGGCUUUAUGAGGUCGCCAUUGACUCUGAUCUUCCUCGCUCGAGUCUGAGGGCCUUUUAAAUAUUUCAAAACUUGUACAGUUUUCUGGGUUUUACACCGUGAAUUCUUCCUCCUCCUGAAUCUUUUGUUUACUCUUCACUAUCACUUGUUUGUAUGGAUUGGAAAGUUUGUGACCAUGCAAGCUAUCAAUAUCAUGUGAAUGCUCUUUGUACAUGUUUUAAUGUUUUAGAACUUAUCUGUUUAACUUUUCACUGUUCUUUGUAUAAAAGCUUUUGGACAUAAAUAUUUUAAUUUCUAAGAGUAUAAUUGAAAUAAGUUGGUAUUUCAGAUUAUUAAAGAUAUUAUUAUUCUUUUUUUUUUUGUUUUUUAGAAUAUUCAAUGUUAGGCUGUUGAUAAAUGAGUUUAAUUAAAAUAUUAAUGUUUUGAAACCCCACAGUUUAAGUGUUUCAACCAGGCCACCAUUGUUAAUGUUUGCAAUUAAUAAAGUGACAUGGGGCUUUGAAGAAAUAUUCUGGGUUAAAUAGGUCUACAAUUUGUGCUACAUCUACAGCAUGCUGUUGAUUACCGCAGAAAAUCAAUUUAGACUUGUCUCUCAGUCAGUUAGAACAAUUACAGUUAUUACCUUUUCUGAAAUCUUCACUACUACUAGUAUCAUGUGAAUGGCGCAGGAUUUACCAGCUUUACGAGGUCAUGGCAGGAGUUGGAAAAUUUGAACUUUUGUUAUAAUGACUUUACACAGACAAGGUUAGUAAGCACUUUUUUUUUUUUUUUUUUUUUUGUAUCAACAUCGUAUCAAAGACAAAAUGGUUUACAUUUUGGCACAUUAAAUGUCACAAAAGCAUGUUCCACAAGCAUGAUUGUAAAAUGAAAUGUUGACUGGUUUGGGUGCACAGCGUGAGGGUUAUCACAAAGAUAGUUUUACUUAACUGGAGCACAUUUUAUGCAUGUCAUUUUGGACUUGCACUGACAGGGCCGUAGAUGCAGCAUCAGUCAAAUGCAAUAGUUUUAAGUUACUAAUGCCAUUGCAGAAAUUCACUAUUCAUGGUAAGCAAUGAAUACAUUAAACCAUAAGUGAAAGUGUCCAAUAACAGUGCGAUUACUGAGAUUAAGCAAGUAAUAUUUGUUAUAGUCAUGUGAUCCUAACAUGGCAACCUCCAUGAGGGGACCCUUUCCAUGUAGAAUAAAACAGCUUUAAUAAGGUUACUGGUAUGACUGGAGUCUUCAUCUCGUGGGAGUGGUAAUUAUUUUUAUACAUGUUUCAAAUAUACAAUUAAUUUCUGUAUGAUUAUAACUUUUUAAAUGAGGAAACAAAUACUGAGUACACCUUUAAGUACUUGUUUCAUUAGAUGUACAAACGAAGUGUCAUUGAAAUGUGUCCACUUAGGUAUAACUUAAAUGUUCAUUUACACUGCCACUAAAUGCAAUGCAAAGAUUUUGUGAAAUGUGCUUUUGAACUGCCAUUUGCUGUUGUCACUUAUCAAGACCAAAUGCUUUGAUCAGUAUGAGUGAAGCUGGCAACCACAAGACAGAAGAAUAAUUAAAAACUUGAA
This is a messenger RNA of Myxocyprinus asiaticus (Chinese sucker), 3664 nucleotides long. RefSeq names its product serine/threonine-protein kinase PLK1-like. Gene Ontology annotation, cellular component: cytoplasm; spindle pole; centrosome. The transcript is spliced from 11 exons. Bases 319 to 2103 code for a protein of 594 amino acids. The record is from RefSeq and is a predicted model, not a curated record. Gene Ontology annotation, biological process: regulation of cytokinesis; mitotic cell cycle; protein phosphorylation. Gene Ontology annotation, molecular function: ATP binding; protein binding; protein serine/threonine kinase activity. NCBI's taxonomy places the organism in Eukaryota, Metazoa, Chordata, Actinopteri, Cypriniformes, Catostomidae.